ACAAACAGCGCUCUCUUUCUCUCUAUGGUUUUCAUCUCAAAAUACGAAAAUAUAUCAGUUUUUGAGAAGAAUAUAUCAAAUAUACAUGAAAAGAAAAAAUAGAGUCUCGAAUAAGAACAUGAUGUCGAUAAAACGUAUCUAUCGAUGUCUUAAUGUUCUCAUCAAAAGAUCAAGUCCUUCCUUGGUAUGAUCCAUCACAAGACCACAACACAAAAUCAAUCUCUGUCUCUCAAGCUUCAAUUAUUACAAUCAAGAAUCAAUAAUGGUACGGACACCGUGUUGCAGAGCGGAAGGGCUGAAGAAAGGAGCAUGGACUCAAGAAGAAGACCAUAAGCUCAUUGCCUACGUCGAACGUCACGGUGAAGGAGGUUGGCGAACCCUUCCUGAUAAAGCUGGACUCAAAAGAUGUGGCAAAAGCUGCAGACUGAGAUGGGCCAAUUACCUUAGACCUGACAUUAAGCGUGGCGAGUUUAGCCAAGAGGAGGAAGAUUCCAUCGUUAGACUUCAUGCCAUUCAUGGCAACAAAUGGUCGGCGAUAGCUCGUAGAUUACCAGGAAGAACUGACAACGAGAUCAAGAACCACUGGAACACUCACAUCAAGAAACGUCUGGUCAAGAAAGGUAUCGAUCCCCUGACUCACAAAUCACUUAAUGGUAAAUCAUCUGACCAUCCCGAGACACCGCCCGAUAAAAGCAGUGCUCAUAUGGAGAAUGAUGAUCAGAAGUCGAACAAGAAUAAUGUAUUAGGAUCAUUAUCAGCUCGGUUCUUGAACAGAGUAGCAAACAGAUUUGGUAAGAGAAUCAACCACAGUGUUCUGUCUGAUAUUAUUGGAAGUGGUGGCCCAUUUAAUAGUCACACUACUCCCACUACAAGUGCUUCUGAAUGUGAGAAGUCAUCGAGUUUGUCCUCCACCCCAAACUCUUCGGAUCUCUUCAUUGAUCAAAACAUGAUCCUAGAUGCAACAUCGUUGUCCUCGUCAACGUUCUCUAGCGACAUCUCUGACCCCUUAUCGUACGACCAUAUCUUCGAUGACAUAGAAGAUAUGACCCCAUUUUCAUCAAGAUUUUUGAAUGAUGUUAUAUCUCAUGAUGAUGAAGAUUUCUUGACGUUGGAUGAAUCUUGUUUGGAGAAUACUUCGUUCAUGAGGGAACUUACAAUAAUUCUUCAAGAGGAUAAAAUUGAUACGACGGCGUUUAGGGAUAGUCCCGUGACAUCGAUCAGUGAAGUUGAUGACUCCUUUGAAGGGAUUGACAACUUUUUUGGAUGAAGUAAACAUGAAUUCAAGAGUAUUAUAAAUUUAUAAUCAUGAUGAAAAUUUGGCUUGUAAAAUCAAUUAUAAUUGAUUUGCUGUGGUUUUUUUUUGAAGUUUGAGUGGAUUUUUCUGACUUA
Molecule: messenger RNA, 1389 nt
Organism: Raphanus sativus (radish)
Lineage: Eukaryota; Viridiplantae; Streptophyta; Magnoliopsida; Brassicales; Brassicaceae
Product: transcription factor MYB122-like
Exons: 3
Coding region: 263-1267 (334 amino acids)
Source: RefSeq, a predicted model, not a curated record